Messenger RNA from Triplophysa rosa, 2474 nucleotides. It is a transcript of the gene fsta, whose product is annotated as follistatin a. Gene Ontology annotation, molecular function: activin binding; protein binding. The record is from RefSeq and is a predicted model, not a curated record. The transcript has 6 exons. The coding region runs from base 88 to 1137 and encodes 349 amino acids. Lineage: Eukaryota; Metazoa; Chordata; Actinopteri; Cypriniformes; Nemacheilidae. Gene Ontology annotation, biological process: multicellular organism development; regulation of BMP signaling pathway; cell differentiation.
ACUCUCAGAGCAGCAUUCAUUCAGCACUGCCUGAGUAAGAAGAUUACUUUUGCGCUGCUCGUCCAAAUACUCUAUAUCUCUUUAAACAUGAUAAGGAUGCUAAAGCGUCACCAGCUCGACAUGGGAAUGAUUUUAUUACUCUUAUGGCUCUGUUGUUUUAUUGAAGAACAAAAAGUGCAAGCUGGUAACUGCUGGCUACAGCAAGGGAAGAACGGGAGAUGUCAGGUUCUCUACAUGCCUGGGAUGAGUCGGGAGGAAUGUUGCCGAAGUGGGAGGCUCGGUACAUCUUGGACUGAGGAAGAUGUGCCAAACAGCACAUUAUUCAGGUGGAUGAUCUUCAAUGGCGGUGCUCCCAACUGCAUACCUUGUAAAGAGACGUGCGAUAACGUUGACUGCGGCCCUGGGAAGAGAUGUAAAAUGAACAGGAGGAGCAAGCCGCGCUGCGUCUGUGCCCCAGACUGCUCCAACAUCACCUGGAAGGGGCCGGUGUGCGGCUCGGAUGGAAAAACAUAUAGAGACGAAUGUGCCCUUUUAAAAUCAAAAUGCAAAGGGCAUCCUGACCUGGAGGUGCAGUAUCAAGGCAAAUGCAAAAAGACGUGCCGUGACGUCCUGUGUCCUGGCAGUUCAACUUGCGUGGUGGACCAGACCAACAACGCAUACUGCGUGACAUGCAACCGUAUCUGCCCAGAGGUUACGUCUCCCGAGCAGUACCUUUGUGGCAACGAUGGGAUUGUCUAUGCCAGCGCGUGCCAUUUAAGAAGAGCCACGUGUUUGCUUGGUAGAUCCAUCGGUGUGGCAUACGAAGGGAAAUGUGUCAAGGCCAAGUCAUGUGACGACAUCCACUGUAGCGCAGGAAAGAAGUGUCUGUGGGACGCCAAGAUGGGUCGCGGGCGCUGUGCGAUUUGCGCGGACUCGUGCCCUGAAAGUCGCUCGGAGGAGGCGGUGUGCGCCAGCGACAACACCACGUAUCCCAGCGAGUGUGCCAUGAAGCAGGCCGCUUGCUCUUUGGGGGUUCUCCUGGAGGUUAAGCAUUCUGGAUCUUGCAACUCCAUUACUGAAGACCAGGAGGAUGAUGACGACGAGGAAGACCAGGACUACAUGGCUUAUGUCCAUUUAUCACCAGUACUGGAUGGAUAAAGCGCCAUCAUCCGGUGGAACAGACCUAGGGCAAGGAAUCAUGUCCACACUGUACAUAUGUGUAUGCUUAUUUAUUUUUCAGAGGAAAAAAUAGAGGUAUACAUGUAGUUCAGUCUGCUCGAUGUUUAUUUAUACAUUGUUUUAUAAUUUAUACAUUUACAGUGUCUGGCUUACUGUCUUGUCAUGUUGAUUUGUUUUCCCUUUUCUUCUUCUUUUUUUAUUAUGACCGAGAAAUAUAUUUGUCCAAAGAGAAGCAGUGUUAUUUAUUGUGAGGUAAAACGCUACCAUGUAAAGUGUGAGUCAUCGGCAAGCUGUAAAUUGCAUUUUCCCGAGCUGUAUAAACGCUUAUCAAUGUCAAUUCUGUAUCACAGAUGUUUAUUUCACACAUACUUGCAUGUUAGCUUGUGUUUAUUUAUUGGGAAAAAUGGAAACACGUAGGAAAAAAUGUCACUCUUUAAUGUACAUGUAUAUUUCUGGUUUUGUUUACAGAUUAGUGUAACUGACCAAAGGGAUUUUAAAGUUUUGUGGUCCGACGCUGCAGGUUAACAUUAAAUGAGCCGUUUCUCAUAUAGGAAACCCCUGACAAUUUGCUACAGCGUUAUCAUUGAACAGCAGCUAAAGCUCAACCUUUUGUCGAAAGUCGCAGCGGUUGAUACUUUGAGAAAAGUGUGCCAUUAAGCUUUUUUGUGUUGUUUGCCAAUAUUCUGCUCAACAUUGUGCUCCAUAUUGCUCUUGCAGAGCUAACAAAAGGAAAAGAUAGAGAACUGAGUAUCAGUAUAUAUAACGUUCACUUUUUCACUGUUUUCACUUUGUCAAAAUGCAUUUUUAUUUUCAGACAUCUCAAGAUAAAAAUACAAUUCAGUUAUAAAUAUAUAGUUUUGUAUUUUUUAUGUAAAUGUCAUGUAUGUAUAUACAAAGUUUGAUGGUAUUUGUACAGAUAUUAAGACUGAACUCAAUAAAAAAAUAAUGCUGAUCAGUUGGUAACUUGUUUUGAUUUUAUCUGGCAGUAGUCAAAUACUAUGUACCAAUUCACAGAGACAUUUAUUACAAUAACAAAAUGUCUAGAUUACAAUUUAAUUCUGUGUAAACGUCAUCAAGGUGGAAUUACAUCAUAUACACUUUUACAUAUUAUAGUUAUUGAGGUUUGCUGUCAUUUCAACUUUAAAUAAUUAAACUAUAUCUUCAUAUAUAUACACACAUUAAAAAGACCCCCUGACUAAGUUAUAUGGUAAUAUAUUUUGUUAAAAACAAUUACAUGAAAAUGUUCUGGUAAGUACUGAACUGAAGUUAGUUCACCCAAAAAUGAAAAUUCUGUCAUGCAUUACUCAUUCUCUAGU